AUGCACGACGAUUAUAAUGAGACCGCCGGGCCAAACUUUGACCUUGCCGACCUUUUUUCCAACUUCAACUCUUCAGACACCUGGAAGGUCGUCGAUGAUUUCUUGCAGCGGAUAAAAAACGGGAAAUUUGGUCGGCAUGGAAAAAUUGCGACAACCACUUUACCACCGGUGCUCGACGACGAAGAAGACCUCACCCUGUGCGACAGACUGUUUGUCGUGAUUGACCUGCUUCACGUGUACUACAUACCGGCCAUCGUCGUCGCCGGCGUGCUAUGCAACCUGCUCAACGUUGUGGUGUUCACGAGCACCUAUUUGCGGCGCCGCAGCUCAAGCUACUACCUGGCGGCGCUCGCCCUUUCGGACACUUGUUUCCUCAUCACGCUCGGACUCAUCUGGACCGGUGACUCUUUGGGUGUAAAUACUUUCAACAAGGAGGGCUGGUGUCAGGGUGUCGUAUACCUGAGCACCGCGUCGAGCUCCCUCAGCGUCUGGCUGACGGUCGGCUUCACUGUCGAGCGAUUCGUAGCGGUCAAGUACCCCCUGCAGCGGCCUCACAUCUGCACGGUUGCCAAGGCAAAGGCAGUCGUUUUGGGAACAGUCUUUGUCUCGUUGGUGCUGAGCUCAUAUGGACUUUUAACUGCUGGAGUGGUUGAGCGCGGCCACGGAGUUCAGUCUUGCGACGUUAAGCCGCAAUUCCGUGACCUCAUGAGGGUGGUCACCGUCAUCGACAGCAUCCUGACUUUAGCACUUCCAUCCGUCCUUAUUGGUUUGAUGAACAUGUUCAUCGUGCGCUGCCUUAUGAAGUUUCGGCAGCAACUGCGACUAGAUGGAAUAUCAAAUGAAGAGUCAUCCGAUCAGCCCUCCAACAGCAUGCCUAUGAUGCUUGCAGAAGUUGCAGCCUAG
Messenger RNA from Neocloeon triangulifer, 903 nucleotides. RefSeq lists its product as uncharacterized. Gene Ontology annotation, cellular component: plasma membrane. Gene Ontology annotation, molecular function: G protein-coupled receptor activity. The record is from RefSeq and is a predicted model, not a curated record. Bases 1 to 903 code for a protein of 300 amino acids. NCBI's taxonomy places the organism in Eukaryota, Metazoa, Arthropoda, Insecta, Ephemeroptera, Baetidae. The transcript is spliced from 3 exons. Gene Ontology annotation, biological process: G protein-coupled receptor signaling pathway.